Molecule: messenger RNA, 1443 nt
Organism: Andrographis paniculata
Lineage: Eukaryota; Viridiplantae; Streptophyta; Magnoliopsida; Lamiales; Acanthaceae
Product: ATP synthase subunit gamma, mitochondrial
Exons: 9
Coding region: 105-1079 (324 amino acids)
Biological process (GO): proton motive force-driven ATP synthesis
Molecular function (GO): proton-transporting ATP synthase activity, rotational mechanism
Source: RefSeq, a predicted model, not a curated record
CACACAGCGUCUCCGCAAUCACCAUUUCCGAACAGGUCAAGAACGAGGGGAAACCCUAAUCAGAGAAGCAGAAAUCUGUUAGAUCGAAUCGAUUUGGAGUCACGAUGGCCAUGGCUGCACUGAGACGCGAGGGCAGGCGGAUCGCCUCCCCAUUCGCUACUUCUCAUGUCAUCAAUCCCAUUCGUUCAUCUCUUGUUAGCUCCGAGGAUAAUGCCCUCACAGGAGUUCGCUCUAUUUCAACUCAAGCUGUCCGCAACCGUAUGAAGAGUGUUAAAAAUAUUCAGAAAAUCACUAAGGCCAUGAAGAUGGUUGCUGCUUCGAAGCUUCGAGCCAUCCAAUCAAAAGCUGAAAAUUCUCGUGGACUCUGGCAGCCAUUCACUGCUCUUCUUGGUGACUUUCCAAGUGUUGAUGUCAAGAAGAAUGUGAUUGUUACUGUUUCUUCGGAUAAAGGUCUUUGUGGCGGAAUUAACUCCACAGUUGUCAAGAUCAGCAGGGGCCUUCAUAAGUUGAAUUCCGGCCCUGAUAAGGAGUGUAAAUAUGCAAUUCUGGGAGAGAAGGCGAGGGCCCAACUUAUUCGAGACUCUAAGAAAGACAUUGAGUUAACAAUGACAGAGUUGCAGAAGAAUCCAUUGAACUAUACACAGGUUGCGGUGCUUGCUGAUGACAUCCUAAGGAACGUAGAGUUUGAUGCAUUAAGGGUUGUUUACAAUAAAUUCCACUCAGUCGUGUCAUUUCUGCCAACAACCUCUACUGUACUAUCUCCCGAGAUUGUUGAGAGGGAAGCUGAAGCUGGGGGGAAACUCGGGGAACUUGACUUGUAUGAGAUUGAAGGUGGAGAAUCAAAGUCUGAAGUCCUUCAAAACCUCGCUGAGUUCCAGUUUUCUUGUGUUUUGUUCAAUGCCGUGUUAGAAAACGCUUGCAGCGAACAAGGUGCUAGAAUGUCUGCCAUGGACAGCUCCAGCAGGAAUGCCGGAGACAUGCUUGACCGUCUCACGCUCACUUAUAACAGAACUCGUCAAGCUUCCAUCACUACUGAAUUGAUUGAGAUUAUUUCUGGAGCAUCGGCACUGGAGGGCUAACUGAACCAGGUUCCUUCAUCUCUCUGUUUUUACCUCUUAAGAAAGUUGAUGAAAUAAAUACAGCGCAGUUUCCGGAAACACCUUACUUUCGAGCCUUUUGUCUGAUUUAAGAAUAAUAUUUUCUCGGCUGAUCUUGGGCGACGAAAACAGCACUAUUGUGCACAAUAUGUCUUAUAAUCCUGUUUCAACUCUCCCUUGUUCGGACAUGAAAAUUGCUCGUUUUGGGACUAUUUUCGUAGAUUUUGGUACAAUUUUAUCGAGACCGGAUUAUGUCUUUACGCUUGCGAAAAUGCCAGGCUUCUUGAUUUAUGUUAUGUACGGAUAUGCCGAUCAAGGGUGUUUAACUUGUGUUUUUAAUCUCUAA